AUUUGUUUAACGAAGGAACCAAAGCCUCAGGGACUAAUGGCGCAAAGCGACAACAGAGAGCUCCAAGCAAUGCCUUUUAGCGAAUUCUUGAAUCGAGAAAUCAGUUACUUCAAGGACGCGCUUGCGUUCGUUCGUUUCAUGGGGAAUCGUUUCCAAUGGAAUCAUCUACGGCGUCUUCGAGGUUCCGGUUCCGUGAACACCAUCAACAGGAGGAUGCUACCGAGUCCGAUGUCACUUCCGACAUCUCCUCCUCAUCUGGCGACAUAGAUGAGGAUUCCGAGCUCGAAUCCAUGACCGGAAAGGGGAUAAGGCGUCUUUGUACGGAACUACUGGAAAUAAAGGAGACAUCCGACGAAGAUUUUCAUAGAAAUAUCUUCGCUAGUUAUUCUGCCUUUGUUGGAGUAUUUGAGGAAGUAAAAGAAAUGGAAAAGGAAUUGAUGCAGCUGAGAACCCAUGUUUCAAUGCAAAGGAGGCUUGUAAACUAUCUAACUGAUAGUGAGUACCUAAAGGUUUUGUCAGAGGAAACCACGGAAUCUUUCACAGAAGAGCUGAAAUGCGAUGAAUAUGCUCCCCAAAAUGAGCUGGAGGCUCACAUCAGUAAUGUUUCAGAUACCCUGGACAUGCUUCUGUCAGAAAAUCGAGCUGGUGAUGCUAUUGCAAUUUUAGAAAUGGAGCAAGAAAAUUUUCAAGAGAUGCAACUUGAAGAUGGUAUACCACCAGAUGUUUUAAUGUUAUAUAACUCUGCAAUUUCUGAGAGGAAGGCUAUGCUUGUAUUGCAAUUAACUCUGGUGGCUGAAAAUUCAAGAAUUACUGCUCCAGAACUCCAGAAGGCACUUGUUGGAAUUUGCAGGCUGGGUGAAUGUCAUCUGGCCAAUCAGUUAUUGCUCAAGUAUUAUCAUUCACGUCUUGCUACUGGAAUAAAUAAGUUACAGAGUUCAAAAUCAUUUUUACAAGGGUUGUAUAACAAGGAACUUUCAAAAUUUGUAUUUUCUAUGAUUUCUCAAGCAGCAAGGAGUUUUGUAAUGCUUUAUGGAGAAACUUCUCCUUAUGCUUCAGAAUUUACUCUAUGGGUCCAAGAAGAGAUUGAAGUUUUUGCUGUUUCUUUUGCUAAAUAUGUUAAAUCUACCUCAGAAGUAAGCGGUGGACUGUCUGCAGCAGUAGAAGCGGUGCAGUUUGCAAUCUCGUAUUGCUCUUUAUUAAAGGCGCAAAGAUUGGUGUUGCAACCAUGCUUGGUUAAGCAUCUUCGCACUUGUAUGGAAGAUGUUUUUUAUACACAUAUAGGUCAUUUUAAGAAAGUUAUCAGCAUCUUUACAGCUAGUGAUGCUUGGGUUUUGGGCAGAUAUCUCGUAUCUGGAACCUUGAACAAAGACUGCUCUUACAUGGUUGUUGGGCAGCAACCAGAAUAUUGUAUACUCACUAACAGUGGCCGGAAAUUUGUAACUCUGUUGCAGGCUAUCACCAAGGAUGUUAUCCCUUUAAAUGUUCUUCAAAUGGAAAGUUAUAUCCUUUUUGGUCUGAGUAACCUCUUCAUAGAGUACAUAGCCAUCCUUGAAAAAGCUAUCACUUCCAAAAUAGACAUGUCGGAAAAAAGAGGUUCAAGAAUAAUUUUGGCUGAGUCAGUGCCACAACAAGUUUCGAUCCUGGCAAAUCUAUCAACACUUGAACAUUUCUUCUGUAGCACUGUUAUAAGCAUUUUCAAGGGCAUCAACUGUGGUGAUUCUGAGCUAACAGAAAACCAGUCAGUUGGUUCCCAGCAGCUGGAAUUUGAUAGUUGUGUAACGGUCAUUCAACAAGCAUCAGCUCAACUUAGAUCUAAGUUCUUCCAGCAAUUCAUAGACAGAGUAUUAACUUCUGAGGUGUGUAUAAGGACCCAUGAAAUUUUUGUUGAUGGUGAUACUUGUUCCAGCCUGGAUAAUGGGCUGAUGCCUUCUGCAGUCUUUCAGGUGUUGUUUCUGGAACUGAGGAAAUUUGAUAAACUUGCUGAAUUCAAUGUUUUUGAAGCGGAUUGGUUGAAGGAGCUAGUAAGAGAAUUGAUUGAAUCCAUAUUUGUCUGGAUUUCAAACAACAAAGAGAUUUGGGAAACUAAGGAAGAAAGCUCGAUUUUUCAACAUUCUGAUGUUUUGAAUCAGUUUUUUCUAGACAUGCAUUUUCUGGAGGAAAUCACGAGGUAUGGGGAAUACUUCUCCAAGAGCCCCUUGGUUCCAGCGACUCUCAUGAAAUCAGUCUUCAUUUCAGCUGGGUUCGAUCAUAUAAGAGAUGAUGAUGAUGGAUGGGCUACAAAUGCUGCAAUUAAGGCAAUUCAAAGGCUACUGGAAAUAGAGGAAACCAGAUCACAUACAAAUGAUGAGAUUGGUAAUGAUCUUGUAGAACCACCAGAAAAUCAUUCUGAUCAUGCAAAUGAAACUCUCCAGGAUGAUGCUAGAAGUUCACUAGAGGUUUUUUCUGCAUCAGAAGAGGAUCUUGUGGCCGCAGGGGAAUCAGAAGUUGCCAUCAACAAUGCAGAAGUGACAUCAAAUACAGAGCCGAAUGGUCUUGGUUGGUCAUCAGAUGCUGUGAAAGAUGAGGUUUACUCUAUUGAAAGGAGCACAACACAUCUGCCAGACAUUUUUGGAGAAGUGAACAGUACUGAAUCUGAAAAUGCAGAAUGUGAUAAAAUUCAUUUAGCACCAGAAACCAUUUUACCAAACCUGCUGUUAUCUGUGGGAACUGAUGCAGCUUCUGAAAAAGGAUUUCCCAGUGAGGGGAUUGGAAGCCCCAGAAAUUCCAGCUAGCCGCAAAGCGUGGAUGAAAUAAACAGCAUGGAGAUGGCUGCCUCCUUACCCAUUAAAGACUGUAACAGGGUUCAACCAUACAUGAUGUGUCAUUGUGAAAAUCCCAUGCAAUCCCAGUCCACGCAACCAUUUCUGGUCGGAUCAAAUCUACAUUUUCCCUAGAAUUGCAAUUUUUUUUCUCAUA
Messenger RNA from Manihot esculenta (cassava), 2955 nucleotides. RefSeq names its product exocyst complex component EXO84A. The transcript is spliced from 7 exons. Gene Ontology annotation, biological process: exocytosis; Golgi to plasma membrane transport; intracellular protein localization. The record is from RefSeq and is a predicted model, not a curated record. The coding region runs from base 156 to 2771 and encodes 871 amino acids. Lineage: Eukaryota; Viridiplantae; Streptophyta; Magnoliopsida; Malpighiales; Euphorbiaceae. Gene Ontology annotation, cellular component: exocyst.